Molecule: messenger RNA, 735 nt
Organism: Geosmithia morbida
Lineage: Eukaryota; Fungi; Ascomycota; Sordariomycetes; Hypocreales; Bionectriaceae
Product: Inositolphosphorylceramide synthase subunit Kei1
Exons: 2
Coding region: 1-735 (244 amino acids)
Biological process (GO): inositol phosphoceramide metabolic process
Cellular component (GO): Golgi membrane; inositol phosphoceramide synthase complex
Molecular function (GO): inositol phosphoceramide synthase regulator activity
Source: RefSeq, a predicted model, not a curated record
AUGUCAAGAUUUACGAGCCUCUACCUGCGGGUGCCGCGACCCAAGAACCUGUUCGGCUUCAUCAGCCUGCAGACGGGCACGGAGCUGAUCACGCUGAUGCUGAUACUGAACAAGGUGACGGGCGUGUACGGUCUGCUGGCCAUCCUGACCGGGUACCAGCUGUCGCUGCUGCAGCUGGCGACGUACGUGUACUCGCUCGUGUCGCUGGGGGUGGUGGUGUACCUGGCGCCGCACAUCCGCCGACAGAGCGCAGUCGAGUGCCUGGCGCUGGCGUGGCUGUACGUGGUGGACACGACGGUGAACACGGCCGACACGGUGGCCUUCGGAUCGACCUGGUACCCAGCCACCACCACCACCAAGGUGGGCAACAUUGGCACCGUGGCCGUGGCCACCGUCGGGGCCCCGCCCCGCGAGACGGCCGCCAGCAUGGUGUUGCUCGUCGCCCACACGCUCGUGCGCAUCUAUUACUCCCUCGUCGUCAUGUCCUUUGCCCGCCAGGUCAUCCAGUCUACCGUGCAGACCCUCGUCAUCAACGGUGAGGCUGACGUCGUCGACUCCCCCGACGGGCCCUUUGCCCAGAACCUGCCCGACGGCCAGGGCCGCAGGGGCAGGGCCGGUCGCACCAUGGUCUCUUUCAUCAGGGGUUACUGGCUCGAGCAGCCUCUUGCUGGCUGGACGCCCGAGGGAGCGUCUACCAAGGGGUCUGUCUCUGCCAAGGCCAGAGACUUUUCGUAG